Messenger RNA from Vitrella brassicaformis, 3207 nucleotides. Lineage: Eukaryota; Vitrellaceae. The record is from the annotation of a GenBank genome assembly.
GCACGAAUCACACACACAGAAGUAGGUCCUCCCCUCCUGAGUUAUAGGGUAUCUGUCAUAUCACCCGCGGCGCUUGACCUGCAAUACAAAUCUAUCGCAUUCGACAUCGAAUUGGUUCGAGCAGAGGCCGGUCAGGCUGUGCUGAGCCCGGAAGCGACACGCCACCUUUCUACCCACAGUGGUGUGACCAAAAAAGGUCACGGACGUCUCCUUGUGGCCCUGCCCGCAGGAAAAGCAUACAUAUAGAGAUCGGUGGUGGGCGUGUCUGACUGGCCAGCUGCCUUCCUUCCUUGUGUGUUACUCUGAGUUUGGUGGAUGAGGCUACCACCGCCAUGACGUUGCCAUAGAACGCAUCGAAGUCGGCAUCCGUCACAUCACCUGAAAGGCACACAAACUCGCAACCGAAUGGCGAUGAAAUGGCGGCCCGAUUUCAUCUGGCUGGUACGUACCUGUGAUAUGGAAGGUCACCUUUUCAAUGGCGGGCAGAUGGGCCGCGUGUCGACCCAGCUCCAAGCCAUUCCUCGCACCGGCUGUGGUCAGCGUGGCCGAAGGGAUGCUGCGCAAGUCUAGUGUGAGGGUCCUGUCGGUCUUGGUCCUGGCGUAGUGGGACUGGAGGGCUCUGAGAAAGGGCACGAUAGCGUCGGGCUCAGCCGGGGAUGUCCGCGCUAGCACCGUGGUGAGCUUGCGCAUGCAGGCCGCGAUGUCGGCGGCCCUCUCCUGCUUCUCUGGCGUCGCCAAAGCACUCGACUCCAGCUCGAGGGUGUCGGCCUCUGGAAACGUGCCAUCUGUGAUACCACUAGCACCCGCUGCACAGGUGGCUGCUGCUGCGGUCCCUUCUUGGGCCGUCUCCUCACCCCCUGAGUAUACGACUUGGCCCAAGUGAGCAGCGAGAUGGCCGACAAUCGCUCGCACCAGCGGCCUGCGGUGAGUGCAGCCCCAAGACACGAGCUCCGCAGCGAUGCUGCACUGGUAGUCCGUGUCUAAGAAGGACUGGGGACUCGCGAGGGCAUCAGGAUGCAUGACAGCACCACUGCACGCACACACCGCACAAUGCGAGUAGGAAAGAAAGGUGCUACUACGCGGCCUUACGCGAGGUCAGCCACUUUCUCGAUUCGGAUGCGAGUCCCAUCGUCGUUGCGCAUGUCGUCACCAGGAAGAAUGUCCAUGCCCAUAUGGCAGAGCGUACGGUUGACACCCCGCCCCACCAGAGUGUCGCGCAAUCGGUCGAUAUGGUGGGCCCGUGCCUGCCACACCUUGACUGGCUUAAGCGAACGGAGACUCGACAGAGAGUUGCUGGGUGAAAGAACACGGAGGACCUCCACCAGCUCUUCCCCUUCACCGUCCUCCUCAAUUCCCCCAAGGUCGAUUUCCUCGAGACUCUCACACCCGCUGAUCCACGGCUUGACGGCCUCAGUGGACACAAAACCUCGGUCAAUCGCGAGACUUGUGAGGUUGGGGGUGCACCAGCUGCGGCCAAUGCGAAGAGGGGCAAACUCUACCGACAGGCCAACGACCGUUGUGAGCGCGGGCAGGUGGACGGGGGCGGAGGGGGCGGGGAGGGGCUCAGAUGAGGGGGGCGGGUGGGGGAUGCGAAUGCUGUAGAGAAAGAAGAGCCUGAAUUCCUCAAAGGACAACACUUCCAAUGUGCCCUCGUCUGCCGACUGGCUGCGGUCAUCAUCUCGCCCUGCCGCGGCAGCAGCUGCCCCCUCCCCGCCCUUCCUCUCCUGUCGUUUCUUGUCUGCGAUGGCCGCCCUGCCGAAGGCGUGACCUUCCACCACGGCCACCCAGGUCCCGCGGCACCAGCAGUCGCAGUCCUCGGGGUAGCGGUGCUUGAUCUCUCGCACGUUUGCCGCCCUCUUGCCCCAUCUGUGUGCCACGGCCAGCGGCAUGGUCUCCCACAUGCGCCGUGCGGUGUCGUUCUCACAGUCGAUGACCAGGUUGGUGUAGUUGGCGGCCGACUGAUGGAAGAGGGGCGUGCCGAGAGGCCGGCGGUGGCGCGUCAGCUCCCAGGGCUGCAGGUGGCCGAAGACCUCGGAGAGCUCAUCACGGGACAGACGAAUGCGAGCCUGGCAUGGAAACGGGGAGGGCAUCGAUAUGUGACGGACUCAUACUAUUCUCGCGCAUUGCUGGCCCUUACUGGUGUUUGGUGGAUGGGUGCAUUGCCACUCUUAUGAAUCAAACGAUACGAUGGGCCGGCGACUGCCGGAGCCUACAACACCACCACAGCAAUGCAGAAUGGAGAGAUCCCUGCGUCACGAUGGCCGGGCACGUCACCCGCUGAUCUCACCAGUGCCUCUGUGUGUUGAGGGCCCGCCGCAGCAGCAGCCUCCGUGGUCGGUGUGAGUGCAUCCACAGCACCGGCCAGGCCGGGCUCUCCCUGCUCCAGCUGGGUGGUGAGUGCAUUCAGCAGGGAGGCCAUCGAGCCCAGCUGAUGAUUGAGCACCCAUGCCUCAGGAGACGACGCCUGAAGAUGAGAUGAGCCGCACAAGACCACAGUGGACGGCCCUUCGGCGCCUUUUCUCAGUCAGUGAGUUUGACCCACCUGUGCAGCGAUGCUGGCGGCGUCUUGCUCAAGAAGGCGCGACAACCGUGCUAUGAUCUAUUCACACAACACACACCACCACGCGCGCACACAGCACUGUGCAGCCGAGGAAGCAGCAAGGAAAUGGCGUCGUAUGGCGUACGUACCCUAUCCUGAAUGGGCUGCAGGUGCACCAAGCUGUCCUUCACAGCCUGUGCAUUCGCAACAAACUAAAGGGACGCCGAGCAACACACACAGCAGAGCAGUGAAGGCCCUUCUCCGUCUGGAUUAUCUCUUCUGUGGUCGUGUGUCAUCCUCUGCCCCAGCUGCCUUGUGAGCCCUCAAGAGCCCUCCCGCUCAUCGCACUCACCUGACUGACGUCCAUGGCGGAUCAGUCCACGUGUGCUGGCGACGGAAACCAGCCACAAGCUAUCAGAUCGCACAGGCGGCAGCAAUCACUCUCCUGCGAUGAGUCUAAAUCCUCAAAAUCGCAGGAUGACACACACACGAAGACCAUGACCAACAAACUCAUGCCAGCCUCCCAACUCGCAACCGCUCACCGCAUUCAUGAGAAUGCCUCAAGAGCGCAGACCUGCCGUGUACCACAUCAUGCUCUAACUCGACAGAGGCACGCAUCCGUCGUCCCACACGUCAUGAAAGGGGUGGCUGCGCUAGCGGUAUAUCGA